Molecule: messenger RNA, 1470 nt
Organism: Exserohilum turcica Et28A
Lineage: Eukaryota; Fungi; Ascomycota; Dothideomycetes; Pleosporales; Pleosporaceae
Exons: 2
Coding region: 1-1470 (489 amino acids)
Biological process (GO): GPI anchor biosynthetic process; protein localization to plasma membrane
Cellular component (GO): endoplasmic reticulum; membrane
Molecular function (GO): glucosaminyl-phosphatidylinositol O-acyltransferase activity
Source: RefSeq, a predicted model, not a curated record
AUGGCCAAAACAUACAAGCAGUUGAAAGAGGCAUGGGUUUCAGGCCACACGGGGAGCUCUGUGGCAGACGUGAAUAAUGUGUCGCUCGCAAUGCCUCUGAGCAUCCUGCUAUGGUCUGUCAUACAGUCGCGCAUGCGCUUGUUCACGCCGUAUACACCGCCAGCCUUGUUCCUCGACUUCCUGCUCAACUGCGGAGCCACGCUGUUCGCAACCACUAUCUACUCAUCUUCUCCAUGGAUCCUAAACCUCCUUCUGUUGCUACCGGCAAUUGCAGUAUACGCCCUCGAGAAACCAGUUCCAGCCAGAGAUGCUCCAAGACCACCCAAGAUCGACAAGUCUGGAAAGGACUCCAAGCUCGACGCGCUUCCCGUCAAGCCAUUCAUCACAAAUUACCGCGGCGCAAUGAUGGUCAUAACGUGUGUUGCUAUACUCGCCGUGGACUUUCGCGUAUUUCCACGGCGAUUUGCAAAAGUCGAGAAUUGGGGUACGUCGCUCAUGGACAUGGGUGUGGGGUCUUUCGUCUUUACCGCUGGCGUGGUUUCCGUUCGGGCUUCACUCAAGGGAGGUUCCGGCCGUCCAUCAUUAUCUAAGCGCCUAACCGCAUCGCUCAGACACGCCAUUCCUCUGCUUGUCCUUGGUGUCAUUCGGCUCAUUUCCGUCAAGGGAUUGGACUAUGCAGAACACGUAACUGAAUAUGGCGUGCAUUGGAACUUCUUCUUUACCUUGGGUUUUCUGCCACCGUUUGCUGCCCUGUUCCAGGCAGCAUUUGAUCUGGUACCUUCUUAUGCCUUUCUCUCCUUCAUGUUGGCUGCCAUCUACGAAGUGGCCUUGGACUGGACGUCUCUCGGGGCAUAUAUACUGGUGGCCGAACGCAAAGAUCUACUGUCAAAGAACCGAGAAGGCGUCUUCUCCUUCUUCGGAUACCUUGCGAUAUUCUUGGCUGGCCAAUCCCUGGGUAUGUCUGCACUACCCAGACAACAACAGAUCUCCAAGGAUGCAUCAUUCACCGUCAAGCUCAAGAAAUCCACGCUUGGAAAGCUUGCGACAAUGUCUGUCAUCUGGACCACACUUUUCUACUUUUGUACCAGCUACUACGGCCUUCGCCUGACUGUCUCAAGACGACUGGCUAACCUUCCAUACUUUCUUUGGGUAUCCUUGUUUAACAGCUACCAAAUCACCAUAUGUUGCGCCAUCGAGACAUUCCUCUUUCCGAACUUGUACAAGGCUGCGAACAAAGAAGAAGAGGUUCGACGCAGCAGAGAUGCUACCAGUACCGUGCUGUAUGCGUUCAAUCGCAACGGCCUGGCUGUAUUCCUGGUCGCAAAUCUGCUGACGGGCCUAGUAAAUAUGACGCUACCAACUCUGGACAUGACUAUGAUCCAGUCCAUGGUGGUGCUUACUGCAUACAUCGCAGCCGUGGCCGGAGUCGCGAUUGGCCUCGAUUAUUACAAUGUCACAAUAAAGCUCUAG